AUGUCGAAUUGCAGGUUUCUCUAUCACAACGGCGUCGUUUUGGAUGCUCCUCCCGUCACCACUUUCCUUGAAUCGCUCUCGGGUGCUUAUACAACGACGAGAACGAUAAACAGCGCCACUAGUAUCUUGUUCUGGGAGAGGCAUAUGAAGAGACUUUCAAGCUCGAUUCGUAUCAUUUUGAAUUCAAAGCCCGAGCUUUUGUUCAGUUCCGGGUCAUCACCAUCGCGGUUUUGGACGAACCAACCAGUUCCUGAAUCGAGCAUUUACGAUCUAGUCAAUAGUUCAAUGAACAAGGCUCUGAAAUCUGUCGUCGCGAAGGAAAGGGAGAUCAUUUACGGAGAAGAAUUAGCGGUAACGGUUCUUGUAACUGGGAACGUGGAGAAAUUGAGUAGAUUAGUCGAUGACAAUCGUGAUCAGGAGAGAAAAGUUCUGGAUUUGCUCGAUGUGUGGUUGCAUAUCGGUGGAUACUCUCCUUGCCCGUUAGGUGUUCGAGGAAAUGCCGCGAGUUUGGCUUUGGUUGGCCGUGGACGAGAUGUUGCUGCUGCUAAAUACUCAGACUGGGUAAGGCUGAGGAAGCCUCUGGAGAAGUUUAGACCUCUUUCGACUACUGAGCUUCUUUUGUCAAACGAUGGUGAUCAUUUGCUUGAGGGCUGCAUCACAAACUUUUUCGUAGUUUGCCGCAGGAAGUCAGCUUCUGGUGGGAGUUUUAGGGAUUUUGAAGUGCAGACUGCACCUAUAACCGAUGGUGUGCUUCCAGGAGUUAUAAGAGAGGUUAUCAUCGAUGUGUGCUUGAGCAAGGGAAUUCCAUACCGGGAGAGAGCACCUUCGUGGUCUGAGCGUGAGCUUUGGGAGGAAGCCUUCAUUACAAGUAGUCUGAGGAUUUUGCAGCACGUAGGGGCGAUUAAAGUACCAGUUGGUUCACUGGAAGCAUUGGCUUGUACGAAAACAGAGGAGAUUCAAUGGAAGGAGAAAACUUUUCAGGAAGGACCUGGAAUGAUCACUGAGUUAAUCCAGAGAGCGAUAAUGGAAAGAGGAGUUGAAGAAGGGUUCCCAUUGAAGGACUUCCAAGGCGCUCUUGCCAAAUAG
This is a messenger RNA of Microthlaspi erraticum, 1086 nucleotides long. Lineage: Eukaryota; Viridiplantae; Streptophyta; Magnoliopsida; Brassicales; Brassicaceae. The record is from the annotation of a GenBank genome assembly.